Salvia splendens (bonfire salvia) is the source of this 1462-nucleotide messenger RNA. RefSeq lists its product as uncharacterized. The transcript is spliced from 2 exons. NCBI's taxonomy places the organism in Eukaryota, Viridiplantae, Streptophyta, Magnoliopsida, Lamiales, Lamiaceae. The record is from RefSeq and is a predicted model, not a curated record. Bases 765 to 1280 code for a protein of 171 amino acids.
UAGCUAUAUCUGUUGAUUCUAGGGCUGCAAAACAAGCCGAGCUGUACACUAGCAAGCUCAAUCUUAAGUUUGAGUUUGUCCUGGAUCAAAAUAAGCUCGAGCUGGAUUUGUAUAUGACUCGUUUAGCAUCUUAAUCGAGUUUCUACUACCCUUCGGCCUUCUAUAGCAGCUAUACAACAAUAUUCAAAAGAUGAAAGAUAUGACUCAUAAACUAAUAUCAAUACGAAAAUAUAUGUUAAAAGAUGAAAAAUAAAACCUAUGCCAACACAUUAUGUUUCAUAAUAACUACACUAACCUUCUUAAAAAUAGAUGAAUUUAAGCUAAAUCGUGUUAAACGUAAACCUAUCAUUUUUAAAUUGUAAUUAAAAUUUACGUAUUUAUUAAUUUUCCCGCCAAUCUCCACGCGCAGCUUAGUAUAUAAAGGCAUAAACCGAUCUCAUUUCUUAACUGUCAGCUAAAUAAUUCAGUUAAAAUAAAACUCCCGCUGCUCUGGAACUAUCAAUUUUCAAAUAACAUCCACCGCCCACCGCCCACCGCCCACCGCCAUCAACUGCCAAAGCUUCAAUGGCGAAAUGGAAACAGUUACAGCAUUUUAUAUUUGAUUUAUUGAGUGUAUUAUCGGUUUAUUUAUUUCUGGACUUUCCCCUAAUUCUUUGAAUACUGGUUUAUGUUUUUUUAUUCUUUGUAAUCUUGAUUUCAGAAAUGUGUGAUUUCUGGACUUUCCCCUAAUUCUCGUGUAUUCUUUGUUUUUAGAAUGUUUAAUUAUGUUUUUAUUUUUCAGGCUUGAAAAGUUAGUUGAGGAAUACCUAACGAGUAGAAAUAUGGCAGAUUUGGUUCUUUUGUUUCACAUUCGCCGUGCAGAAAUGGAUGAUUCUUCUGCUACUGGUGUGAUGGCUACCUUAUGGUCAACCGUUUAUGACACCGUUCUCAAUCAACAAGCGGAUCAGAAUGAGAUGAAUGUUCAUAACGGUGUGGCACUUCCGCAUCCGUUGGUAGACCAACAAAAUAAUGACGGGGCAGAAUUUGUCGACGUGGAGGUUGAUGUCGUCGAGCUUAAUGCUGUGGCGAUGGAUGAUGUGGACAACGCGGAUGACGUGGAUAUUGCUGACCAGGAGAUUGCUAAUGUCGGUAAUGCCGUCCAGCUUAAUGCUAUGGCGAUGGAUGACAUGGACAACGCGGAUGACGUGGAGAUUGCUGACCAAGAUAAUGCUAAUGACGGUAACGUCCAAGUUCUUGUGCCGAACCUUUUUCCAUUUGUUCCAUACGACAUCGACGAGUAGGAUGACAAGAUAUUGAUCAGAUUUGAAAAAAUGGGGUAAAUGGACAUUAUUGAUCAGUGUCUGGGAUCAGAUUUUGGAGUCGCAAAUCAAACAUUAGUACUUUUCAUUUUUGCAAAAAAUUGUUUGUAGAAAUGUAUUAGUACUUAGAAUUUUCAAUACCGUCUAUAUCAUCUACAUCUAAU